Molecule: messenger RNA, 2584 nt
Organism: Haplochromis burtoni (Burton's mouthbrooder)
Lineage: Eukaryota; Metazoa; Chordata; Actinopteri; Cichliformes; Cichlidae
Gene: acss2l
Product: acyl-CoA synthetase short chain family member 2 like
Exons: 18
Coding region: 171-2192 (673 amino acids)
Molecular function (GO): AMP binding; acetyl-CoA synthetase activity
Source: RefSeq, a predicted model, not a curated record
GGGAUUAGGGGUGGGUCUUUCUGCAUGCUGAAUUGUGUUGGUUCAGUACAGGCCUUGUAGUGUUCUUACCUCACCCAGGAGGAUUCAGACAGACCAGCAGGGACUCAGAUUAUACCAUUUUCAGACUCACUCUCCAAUGAUAUAGGCCUGUCUGCAUCUGUACUUCCAAAAUGGUUGUUCCUGAGUCUCAGGACAAAAUGUACUACCCUCUUAAUGACCUGCAGAAGGAUGCUCAUGUGCCUGACUUUAACUCAUAUCUGGCAUUGUACCAAAAGUCUCUGGAGAAUCCAGAAGCUUUCUGGAAAGAGGUUGCUGAUGAGUUCUUCUGGAAGAAGCCUGCAACAGCACCGAUGCUGCAAUACAACUUCGAUGUGACGAAAGGGAGCGUUUAUGUGAAAUACAUGGAGGGAGCCAAAACCAACAUGUGCUAUAAUGUCUUGGACAGACAUGUGAGGGAGGGGAGCCUUGGUGAAAAGGUUGCCUAUUACUGGGAGGGAAACUCACCUGAUCAUCAAAUGGCCAUCACCUACAGCCAGCUGCUGAGCCAUGUCUGCCGCUGUGCUAACGUGCUGAAGCAAAUGGGUGUGAAAAAGGGAGACAGAGUGUCUAUCUACCUACCGAUGAUCCCAGAGCUUGUGUACACAAUGCUGGCCUGUGCCAGGAUAGGUGCUGUUCACUCUAUUGUGUUUGCAGGUUUCUCCUGUGAGUCUCUGUGUGAAAGGAUUGUGGAUGCCCAGAGUAGUGUACUGGUGACAGCAGAUGGUGUUUACAGGGGAGAGAAACUGAUCAACCUGAAGCAGAUUGCAACCGAGGCUCUGGAGAAGUGCCGGGGAAGAGGGUCAGCUAGUGUCACCAAAUGCCUCGUCAUCAAGCACCAUGCACUGAAGACAAAAAGUGGAGGUGCAUGCAACAAACUACAGACCCCCUGGGACUCACAGUGUGAUGUUUGGUGGGAUGAGGCCAUGAGGGACUCCUCUGAGGAGUGUGAGCCUGAGUGGCUGGAUGCAGAGGACCCGCUCUUUAUUCUCUACACCAGCGGCUCCACCGGCAAACCCAAGGGUGUUCUCCACACUGUUGCUGGAUAUCUGCUCUACACGUCGAUGACCUUCAAGUAUGUUUUUGAUCAUCACCACGAUGAUGUGUACUGGUGUACAGCCGACAUUGGCUGGAUCACCGGACACUCCUACAUCACCUACGGUCCACUUGCAAACGGUGCUACGAGCGUCCUAUUUGAAGGUAUCCCUGUUCACCCCCAUGUUGGCCGGUUCUGGGAAGUAAUUGAGAAGUACAAAGUGACCAAGUUUUAUACAGCUCCUACAGCCAUCCGCCUGCUGAUGAAGUAUGGACGAGAGCCACUACAGAAGUAUGACCUCUCCAGCCUGAGAAUUCUGGGUACUGUGGGUGAACCCAUCAACCCAGAGGCGUGGCAGUGGUACUAUGAAGUGGUUGGUCAAAGCAGAUGUCCCAUCGUUGAUACCUUCUGGCAAACAGAAACGGGAGGUCAUGUCUUGACUCCUCUACCUGCUGCUACACCGCUGAAACCAGGCUCUGCUACUUUCCCUUUCUUUGGGGUGGAGCCGACCAUCCUCAACGAGCACGGAGAGGAGCUGGAAGGUGAAGCUGAGGGUUAUCUGGUAUUUAGGAGGCCGUGGCCUGGAAUAAUGCGCACUGUGUUCAAGAACCAUGAGCGCUUCGAAAAUACCUACUUCAAGAAAUUCCCAGGCUUUUAUGUGACUGGAGAUGGCUGCAGGCGAGAUAAGGACGGCUAUUACUGGAUCACAGGGAGAAUAGACGACAUGCUGAAUGUGUCAGGCCACCUGAUGAGCACAGCGGAGGUUGAGGCGGCCUUGACGGAGCACGCGGCUGUGGCGGAGGCUGCGGUGGUGAGUCGACCUCACAAGGUGAAGGGAGAGUCCCUCUACUGCUUUGUCACCCUCAAAGACAGCAGGGAGUUCAGUCACACGCUGGUGGAUGAGCUCAAGAGACUGGUGAGAGAAAAAAUUGGACCAAUCGCUACACCAGACUUCAUCCAGAAUGCCCCAGCGCUCCCAAAAACUCGCUCAGGAAAGAUCAUGAGGCGAAUCCUCAGACAGAUUGCUCGCAACGACAAGGACCUCGGGGACCUCUCCACCCUGGCUGACCCCAAGGUGGUGGAGGUUCUGUUUAGCCAGAGAUAUGAAGCUGCAGCCUGAAGAAGAAGAAGAAAACAAACUCUCUGGCUUCAAACUAUGCUAUUGUACAGAUGAAGACAAUCACAAACUGCUGCCUUUUGGGUGUGAAUGAUGGGAAUGAGAUCACAAAGCAGAGCACAAAAAUACAGCAGACAUUAAAAUGUUCUGAUUUUUUUUUAUGUAUGAGAGAAAACAAAACAUAAUUGAAAAUGUCAAAUUGAAUCCCAGAUGUGCUUUUUAAACAGAUGUAUGAAUGCGGUUGUGUUGAUGGUUUGUGUUUGGGCCAAAAUGUCACACGUACUAGUUCCUGUGAAGAUGUUGAAGGAUGACCUUAAUCCUUAUUUACGCCUUGUUUUCGACUGAUGCAUAUUUCCAACCUGUGGUACAUUUCUAUGAAUAAAGUGCUUAAUCCA